AUGGAAUCCUCGCGGCAGCAGGCUUUCCAGCGGCUGCGUCCACCUUGUGUCGAGCUGAGCUCUGUCGCUCUCAAACUCAAGGCUAAUCAGACAUCUGCGAAGGUAGUCUUGCUGGCACUGGAACAGGUGCACCGGGUUCUCUGCUCACUUGGGGAUGAGAAUCUGCUUGAUGAGAAGUUGGCCGAAUACGCCUUCUUUCCACUGACUCAUGUUUUCAAUCAAUCCCCGCGGAUAUCAUCCCGAGGACUCGAGCUGGCUGUCAGAUGUGUGCAAAUUCUGGUGUCGAAAGGAUGGGGAGACAAGCUUCUUCCCGAGAUGGCCAAGCAGCUGCUCAUCCUCUUGGGCUUGCUGGUUUCCCAAGGACCUAACCGACCGGAGCAGCCUCCUACAGAUGAGCUGAAAGUUGCGUCAUUCGAAUGCAUGGCUGUCCUCGUCCGUCAGACAACUUUACAAAAAUCGACGAUCCUGGAAGGUGUCGGCAGCAGGAACAUUGUAGACCAAUUGGUCUACCAACUACUUGAAGCACUAGUAGAUGCCUCAUCCGAGGCCGUCCAGAUCAGCGCAACCCUUGUACUUCUUGAGCUUCAGCGUGCCAUCAAGAGUCGAGCAUUAUUAGCCAGUCUGCUUCCACGUACUGUGUCUACAUUGGUCAAAGUUCUUCGACCUAGUACUCAGGCCCGUCGAACGAGAAAGGUUCUUGUUGGCUACUUGGACCUGAUGACUGAAGUUUUGAGAAACGUCCUCACUGAUGGUAACGGUCCGGACAAAACUACUUCGGCGAUUCAGACCAAGUCUCCCGCAGCACGAGAUGCUGAUGAUGAGGUCAUCCUGGACAAAUCCUGGUUCAAUGCGACAGCAUCUCAAAUCGACCUGGCUCUGAUCCAGGUAGUCAAAUUGAGGACUCAUGACAGUCCUGAUGUUGCUGAAGCUCUUCUUAAGCUUUGCCUGACAGUUAUCGAUGACUGUUCGCAGACUCUCGCUCAAUCUGUGCCUCUGAUGGUGGAGACGCUUGCAGUCCUUUGCCGAUCCCCUGAUGGAUCAAAGGCAAGAUCUGCUCUCAAAUACUUGAUAACGUCGAGGCCAGAGAUAGCCGAAAUUCUGACCGCGAAAUUUUAUGACUGGUCUCAAGCACUCCCCCGGGUGAUGCAAGGUAAUGACGACAGACCCAAGCAGCAGUUGCUGAAGCAGGUGACGACGUCGUUCAUCGCGUUGACGGAGAGUUCAAGUGCCACAGACGAAGAAAUGUGGAAAUUUGCUUCAAUGUUAAUCGAUACUGUUGCAGCAGGAGUUAAAUCGAGUUCAAAUAAGGCAAAACUGGUCAACGAAGCGCCCCAGAUCUCUCCGGGCGAGCUUAUUCGGCAGUCUAGACGAUCAGAACAUGAGUUUAUGCCGGUUAUCCUGAAUCAUCAGAGCCAGCAAUCGUCUACGCAAGAGCUCACAAACCUGAUUGCCACACUUAGGUCGCAGGCCUUCAGCCAGAACAUUACACGCAGCCUUGUUGAUCAUGUGCAUGAUCCUGAUGUUGACAGGAAAUUAUCGGCAGCAUGGCUCGCCCUCCAGUUCCUGAGAUCUGACAGCGGCAAUGCAUUCGACAUGAUGGAGCUCGUGGACGACAGUGUUUCCCCCCCUGACUUCUCACUUUCCCGUCCCUUUCUCAUAACCGAUCUUUAUUCAAACACUCUGCCAUUUCUGACGGAAUAUCCUGACCUCGAAGGUGAAGCAGACACAGACUGGCGGCUGGUGGCACUGUCUCUCGAAAGUUUAACACUGCAGGCUUCUCAGCUCCGUCAAUCGUACAGACCUGAGUUAGUGGAGACAUUAUUUCCAUUACUGACUCUGCUCGGUUCCAAGAAUGCAUUGCUCCAGCAGCAUGCAAUGACGGCCCUGAACCUGUUGGCCACAGCAUGUGAAUAUGAAUCAGCCUCUCAGAUGCUGAUCGAGAACGUGGAUUAUCUAAUCAACGCUGUUGCGCUGCGGCUCAAUGCCUUUGAUGUUUCUCCCACUAGUCUACAAGUGAUCGGAAUGAUGAUUCGUCUCUGUGGUGGAAAGCUUCUCCCGCAUCUUGACGACCUCAUCGGAAGCAUUUUUAGCGCCUUGGAUACUUUCCAUGGAUAUUCGAAUCUCGUCGAACGGUUGUUUGACGUUCUUACAAUGGUAGUGACAGAGAGUUCCAAGAAGCCUGCCAUUAUUGCAAUACAGUCCGCAGCAGCACCUGACAGCAAACGAAAUGUCUCAAACCACGUAUCCUGUUUACAAGAUAUCCUCGGCGACUUACAAAACAGGAAAAACAGACAUCGUCAAUCUGAAGAGGAAAAGGAGGACAUUAUUGGUGCCCCUCACCGACCGUGGACCACUGCUGAAGAUGGUGUGCGAGGCGAGGAGCAAAGAAGCCUAUCCGACGAGAAUGAAGAGGUAGAGGAUGAUCAACCGUACCAGCAGACCGCAGACCAGAAGGAGACCGAGAUAUCCAAGUCCCACCAGCUUCUACUCCAUAUUGCACAGUCCACGGUUCCACAUUUGUCCUCUCCUUCGCCGAAGGUGCGCUCUACUUUGUUGCACAUGCUGCAGGAGAUAUGUCCACUCCUUGCAGGGCAUGAGAAUACCUUUUUGCCCUUGGUGAACUCCAUCUGGCCGGCAGUGAUUUCAAGACUACUUGCUGGGAGCGAUCCAGGCGCGGCGAAUGCGCCAUAUAUCGUCAAGGACGCCGCCCUCACAUUAGCCGAAAUCUGCCGUGCAGCAGGGAAUUUCAUGUCCAGCCGAAUUGAAGACGUCUUUGACGAGCUUGAGAUCCUCUUCGAGAAAACAUAUUCGAGUGUCGUCGGGAUAAAAAAGCGGCAGAAGGCGAUUACGAUGCCGGAGAUGAAAGAACUAGAAUUGCCCACUUCUCUAACCAGGUCGAUUCAGAAAACCCACGAGGCUAUUUCGUCAUUCGAUCAGACUUCUCUAGCCCCAUACGGCGGCAUGAGGUCGUCAGACGCUCAGAUCCUGGAAGCACUUGUGUCGUUGUUAAUUACCAUUCUUGAGCAUGUUCGGAUCUCUGAAGACAAUGUGGACAAGGUCUUCAUGCUUCUUGGCCCUCUCAUACACACGGAAAGAGUACGGCAGGCAUUACUGAAGUCUAAUGAAGAUGCCGUAUGGCUAAUCGACAACCGUCCGCCUUGGUCCGGGUCCGCAGCAAUUGCUCGUUUUCAGCGCAAAUAA
Molecule: messenger RNA, 3201 nt
Organism: Fonsecaea nubica
Lineage: Eukaryota; Fungi; Ascomycota; Eurotiomycetes; Chaetothyriales; Herpotrichiellaceae
Exons: 2
Coding region: 1-3201 (1066 amino acids)
Biological process (GO): chromatin remodeling
Cellular component (GO): cytoplasm
Source: RefSeq, a predicted model, not a curated record